Molecule: messenger RNA, 668 nt
Organism: Leptonychotes weddellii (Weddell seal)
Lineage: Eukaryota; Metazoa; Chordata; Mammalia; Carnivora; Phocidae
Source: RefSeq, a predicted model, not a curated record
UAUUAACUUCAGAGAAAAGUAGUGACUAUCCUAUAAGCCAGAAUCCCGAAAGCCUUUCUGCUGACAAAUUUCAAGUAUCUCUGGAUAGUUCCACCAGUAAAAAUAAAGAACCAGGAACGAGAAGGUCUUCCCCUUCUCAAUCCCGGUUGUUAGAUACUAAGUGGUAUGUGCACAGCAACCCAAGGAGUCUUCAGAACACAAACUGCCCUGCUCAAGAGGAGCUUGUUAAGGUUGUCAGUGUGGAGGAGCAACAACUGACCAAGUCAGAGGCGCGAAAUUUCAUGGAGCAGUCUGAUUUGCCAAGACCAGAUCUGGAGGGAACCCCUUACCUCGAGUCUGGAAUCAGCCUCUUCUCUGCUGACCCUGAGUCUGAUCCCUCUACAGACAGAACCCCAGAGCCAGCUCAUAUCAGCAGCAUGCCAACUUCAACCUCUGCAUUGAAAUUACCCCAAUUUCAAGCUGAAGAAUCAGCCAAGAGUACAGCUACUGUCCAUACUGCUAAUACUGCUGAGUAUAAUAAGAGGGAAGACAGUGUGGGCAGGGAGAAGCCAAAAGUUGUAUCUUCAACAAAAAGAGUCAACAGAAGAAUAUCUAUGGUGGCAUCAGGCUUAACACCAAAAGAAUUUGUGAGUGUAGUGGCUCAGGGGCCAAAUGUAUCCCACUACUAG